Quercus robur (English oak) is the source of this 776-nucleotide messenger RNA. RefSeq names its product protein SPIRAL1-like 2. NCBI's taxonomy places the organism in Eukaryota, Viridiplantae, Streptophyta, Magnoliopsida, Fagales, Fagaceae. The record is from RefSeq and is a predicted model, not a curated record. Gene Ontology annotation, cellular component: cortical microtubule, transverse to long axis. Bases 206 to 538 code for a protein of 110 amino acids. Gene Ontology annotation, biological process: cortical microtubule organization. The transcript has 3 exons.
UAGAAAAGCCUAGCAUUUGUAUGUGCAACACAAAUCAUCUGGUUGUAGGGUUGAAAUAUUCACAUAGUGAGAAGGCAAGGUAAAGUGGAAAAGUGCAUAUGGAGGUUUAGAGUCUACAGACCAUAUGGGUCUAGCGUAGCAACUAGCAACUACAUCUGCAAUUUAGAUAUCUCAUCAAGAAAUUCUACUGAGUUAAGGAAACAAAAUGGGACGUGGACGUGGUGUUAACGCUGUUGGUGGACAGAGUUCUUUGGGUUACCUAUUUGGAAGUGGAGAGACCACUAGCAAUGCCCAACCUGCUCAGAACCAAGGGCCAGAAGCAAACAUUGGACCUUCUCAGAAGACUACUGCUGCUGCUUCACAACCAAUUGAAAAGCAUAUUCGAGCAGGUGUUCCAGCGUAUCUUACAAACAAUUACUUCCGGGCAGAUGGGCAGAAUUGUGGCAACUUUAUCACGAAUCGACCAUCUACCAAAGUUCAAUCUGCUCCUGGUGGUGCAUCUUCACUGGGUUACCUCUUUGGUGGUGUUGGGGACUGAAUUCUUUGAUCUUCAAGGAUGCAUAAACCGUGCACAGUUUAGCAGAUGCCAUUCGCUAUUAUGAAAAUUAGUGUCUCUAUCCAGAAAAAAGUUUGCUUUGUCCUUGUGCAGUGUAAUGUGUUGCCUUGAUGUAAUUCAUGUGGCCGGACAUAUGUAGUCUUGGAUUUCGUUAUCAAAACCUCGCCCUUGUUCAGUAUUUGGUCUGUUUAUCAUAUAUGUCAACUAAAAUAUUUUUCUA